Camelina sativa (false flax) is the source of this 3928-nucleotide messenger RNA. The record is from RefSeq and is a predicted model, not a curated record. NCBI's taxonomy places the organism in Eukaryota, Viridiplantae, Streptophyta, Magnoliopsida, Brassicales, Brassicaceae.
CAAAAAGUCAACCAUAUGAACGCGUUUCUCUAGUGUUGACCCAAAUUCGAAGAGGACAAGCCAGCCACUCAAAGAUGAAAGACGUAUCAAUCUCUCGAGAUAUGUGGUAACUUACCUUUCCAAAUAAAACAAACAAGGAUUAUAAGCUUAUACCGUUUCCGCACUUCUCCCAUGGCAGUUUCUUCAUCAUUGUCACUGCAGUCUUGCCAUUGGAGGCACCAUGUGUUCCCAAGCUUCAGCGGCAAAGAAGUCCGCAGAACCUUUCUCAGCCACCUGCUCAAGGAGUUCCAGCGUAAGGGAAUCCGUACGUUCAUAGACAAUGAUAUCAAGAGAAGCCAAAUCAUCAGUUCUGAGCUCGUACAAGCUAUAAGGGAAUCUAGGAUCGCAGUUGUAGUGCUGUCGCGAACCUAUGCAUCUUCAAGCUGGUGUUUGAAUGAGUUGGUGGAGAUAAAGAAAGUUAGCCAGAAGGUCAUGCCUGUUUUCUACGAGGUGGAUCCAUCUGAUGUGAGGAAACUAAGGGGAGAUUUUGGAAAUGCGUUUAAGGAAGCAUGUGAAGGACAGCCAGAUGAGGAAGUGAAGCAGAAAUGGAGAGAAGCUUUGGUCUAUGUGGCUAAUAUAGCCGGCGAGUCUUCUCAAAAUUGGGACAAUGAAGCAGAUAUGAUUGACAAGAUUGCUAUGACCAUUUCAAAUGAAUUGAAUUCUACACCAUCACAAGAUUCCGAAAAUUUAAUUGGAAUCGACGCUCAUAUGAGAGAGAUGGAUUCUCUGUUAUGUCUGGAAUCAACUGAAGUGAAAAUGGUGGGGAUUUGGGGUCCUGCAGGUAUUGGAAAGACAACAGUUGCCAGAGCUUUAUUCAACCGGCUCUCUAAAAACUUCCAACACACUAUUUUUAUGGAGAAUGUUAAGGGAAGUACUAAGAGAUCGGAACUUGAUGGCUAUGGCUUCAAAUUGGGUUUGCAAGAACAGUUUCUGUCUGAAGUUAUUGAUCAUAAGCAUAUGAAGAUACAAGACUUAGGUUUGGUAAAGGAAAGAUUGCAGGAUCUGAAAGUUCUUGUUGUUCUUGAUGAUGUUGAUAAAUUAGAACAACUUGAUGCCUUAGUGAAACAGUCUCAGUGGUUUGGUUCUGGAAGUAGGAUCAUCGUGACCACGGAAAACAAACAGCUUUUCAGAGCGCAUGGGAUCAAUUUCAUAUACGAGUUGGGUUUUCCAUCAAGAAGUGAAUCUCUUCAGAUUUUCUGCCAAUCUGCAUUUGGAGAUAGCUCGGCACCAGAUGGUUGUAUGGAGCUUGCUACUGAAAUAACAAAGCUUGCUGGCUAUCUUCCCCUAGCUCUGAAGGUUUUGGGGUCCUCUCUGCGAGGGAUGAGCAAAGAUGAGCAAAUAUUAGCAUUGCCUCGACUCAGAACCAGUCUUAAUGAGGAUAUUAGAAAUGUUUUAAGAUUCGGUUAUGAUGGUUUACACGAGAAGGAUAAGGCUAUAUUCCUUCAUAUUGCGUGUUUAUUCAAUGGAGAGAACGUUGAUUAUGUGAAGCAAAUACUUGCAAGUUCUGGCUUGGAUGUCAACUUUGGGCUUGAAGUCCUUACCAAUAGGUCUCUCAUACACAUAUCGAGAUGCAAUCGUACCAUAACGAUGCACAAUUUGCUAGAACAAUUGGGUCGAGAAGUUGUUUGCGAACAAUCCAUUGACGAGCCUGGAAAACGUCAAUUCUUAGUGGAUGCUUCAGAGAUAUAUGAUGUACUUGUUGAUAACACUGGUACUGGAGCUGUUUUGGGCAUAUCUUUGGACAUAUCUAAGAUCAAUGAUUGGUUUCUUAAUGAAAGAGCUUUUUGUGGGAUGCAUAAUCUGUUGUUUUUAAGAUUCUACAAGUCCUUUUCGAGUAAAAAUCAAACCGAGCUACAUUUACCUCGAGGCGUGGAUUAUUUACCCCGUAAACUUAGGCUGCUGCAUUGGGAUGCAUUCCCCAUGACAUCAAUGCCUCUGAGUUUUCGUCCAGAGUUUCUUGUUGUGAUCAAUAUGAGAGAGAGCCAACUCGAGAAGCUGUGGGAAGGAACACAACCUCUUAGAAGUCUAAAGCAUAUGGAUUUAAGUAUGUCUGAGAAUCUAAAGGAGAUUCCAGAUCUUUCAAAAGCCGUAAACAUCGAGGAACUCUGUCUCAGUUAUUGCCGAAGUUUGGUGAUGCUACCUUCCUCAAUCAAGAACCUUAAUAAAUUGGUUGUUCUUGACAUGAAGUAUUGCUCAAAACUAGAAAUUUUCCCCUGCAAUAUGGACUUGGAAUCCCUUAGCAUCCUUAACCUCGAUAGAUGCUCACGAUUGGAGAGUUUUCCAGAAAUAUCUUCGAAGAUUGGAUUUCUCUCUCUCUCAGAAACUGCAAUAGAGGAAGUUCCCACAACAGUCGCUUCUUGGCCAUGUCUGGCAGCAUUGGACAUGUCAGGCUGCAAGAACCUUAAGACAUUUCCAUGUCUUCCAGACACUAUAGAAUGGUUGGAUUUGAGCAGGACAGAUAUCGAAGAAGUCCCUUUGUGGAUCGAAAAAAUCUUUCGGCUCAAUAAACUAUUGAUGAAUAGCUGCAUGAAGCUAAGAAGCAUCUCUUCUGGGAUUUCUAGGCUGGAACAUAUCGAAACACUAGAUUUCUUAGGGUGCAAAAACGUUGAGAGCUUCCCUGUAGAGAUCUUCCAGAGCUCUCAGUUCUGUCAUAAUCUGGUGAUGGAGAUGAGAAACAUCCAUAACCCUGAUCUUCCUCAACCAUUUUAUUUCAGGAACAAUUAUAUUGACACCAUUCCAGAUUGUAUCACACGUCACUGCAAGCUGCCUUUUCUGAAUUCAUCAGGAACAAUCUCCAGUGAUAUAGAGAAUAAUUUCAUUUGGUUCGAUGAAGAUUGGGGAAGAAUGGCAUGAUUAUGACGAUAGUGAUGAACAUGCUUGUUUUGGAGUUGUGAAAGCGAUCGAUGACGCGAUUAGAAUCCUGAAUUAUUCUAAGGAAGAGAGCAGAGUCAAAUAAACCGGAAUCUGAUGAUAAUACUUCUCCGGUUAAAGUGCCAAAGAGUUUAUAUGUAUACUCUCCAAUACGAUCAUGAUCAAACCUGUGAUCAUCGCUUCUGGCCAGGUCUUAUCUUUUUCCCUCUCUCUGUUUCUUAUGAUUCUUGCUUCGAUUUUGCUCAUCUCGUUUGCAUGUGCUUUGAUUUUGAUUUUUUUGGAGAAGUUAUGAUUCAAGAUGCAAGAUUCUGUUGUUUGUGUUGUUUUUUGGUUUUUUCUGUUUUGUGCAGACGUAUGAAAAGAGAUAUAUCACAGAGUGGCUAAAGCAUGAACGUACAUGUCCCAAAAGCAAAGAAGUUCUCUCUCACUGUUUUUGGAUACCUUUUUUUAGUAGUUUGUACAGUCGCUUAGAAAUCUCAAGAAGAUUUGAGUUGCUCCCUCAAAUUGGCGAACAACAGGAGAUCCUCCUGCUCUCAGAAUUAGAUGAAGGUAGGGACUGGAAGUAUGUUUAAUACGUCUAUUGUGAGAAUAUAAAGAAAAGGUAAGGAGCAAUUUUUAAUAAGUAGUAAUUGAUGAAGGGAGACAAAUCUAUAUGUGUCAACAUCGUUGAUUUUCUUGGAGAAACGAAGCAUCUAUCUCUCUCCUUUAUUCCCGAGCUUCUGUGGAAGAGACGUCCGCAGAGCCUUUCUUAGUCACAUUAUGAAAGAGCUCAGCAGCAAGGGAAUCACACUCUUCAUUAAUAAUGAGAUAAAGCGAGGCCAGUCUAUCGGUGCUGAGCUCAGACUAGCGAUCCAAGGAUCAAGGGUUGCGAUUGUUUUGCUCUCGCGUAACUACGCUUCUUCAAGCUGGUGUUUGGAUGAGUUAGUGGAAAUCAUGAAGUGCAGGGAAAAUAAGCAACAAACAGUGAUGCCCAUUUUCUACGAAGUGGAUCCAUCUGAUGUCAGGAAUCAGACGGGAC